This is a messenger RNA of Penaeus monodon (black tiger shrimp), 666 nucleotides long. Its product is annotated as decaprenyl-diphosphate synthase subunit 1-like. Gene Ontology annotation, molecular function: prenyltransferase activity. Gene Ontology annotation, cellular component: mitochondrion; transferase complex. Gene Ontology annotation, biological process: ubiquinone biosynthetic process; isoprenoid biosynthetic process. Lineage: Eukaryota; Metazoa; Arthropoda; Malacostraca; Decapoda; Penaeidae. The record is from RefSeq and is a predicted model, not a curated record.
GCCGUGAUGGCUGGGGACUACAUCCUGUCUGUCGCCUCCGCGAUGCUGGCCAGGAUCCGCAACGAGGAGGUCAUCGUGAUACUGUCUCAGGUCAGUGUUUUUUUUCAGUGCUUAGCGGACCUGGUCCAGGGGGAGUUCAUGCAGUUGGGCUCGAAAGAGAACGAGAACGAGAGAUUUGCGCAUUACCUCAAGAAGAGCUUCAAGAAAACGGCGUCACUCUUGGCGUACUCCUGCAAAGCGGUAGCUCUGUUGUCAGGUGCAGAUGAGGAUCUGCAGGAAGUGGCCUUCCAGUAUGGCCGAAAUGUUGGUAUUGCUUUCCAGCUUCUUGAUGAUCUCCUCGAUUUGGUGGCUUCCUCCAACAUGAUGGGCAAGCCAACGGUCACAGACCUGAAGCUGGGGCUAGCUACAGCACCUGUUUUGUUUGCUUGUGAGAAGUUCCCUGAACUAAAUCCAAUGAUCAUGAGGAGAUUCCAAGAACCUGGAGAUGUACAGAAGGCAUUUGAGUUUGUGCACAAGAGUGAUGGAUUAGAACAAACUCAGUUUUUGGCUCGGCAGCAUUGUGAUGAGGCUGUCAGAGUCAUCAGUUCCCUCAAGCCAUCGAUAGAACAAAAGGCACUCAUCACCUUAACAGACAAAGUGCUCAACCGCGAGAAAUAGUGAAUGUAC